AUGUCAACCACCACCUCUACUGCGACCGCCACUAGCACCUUGGCCUGCAAGAACCUGUACGAUACUCCCAACAAAGAUGCCACCUGCGGUUUAUCCUACAGCAAGAAGCACAUUCAGAUCAUGAAGGAAUGCUGCGGCGACGCCCAGAUUGUCAGCUACUUCGAUAACUGUGGUCUAUAUUGCGUCGCCCUUGGUCAGACCACCGAUGAGCUGCAGAAGUGCAUGUGGGAUCAGGGCGCUGCUUGGGAGGCCCCUUUUUGCUCCAACACGACGGGCACUUCCCUCACUGCCGACCCCAAGAUUCCUGCGACUGCCAAGGCUACUGUUAUCUCGAACGACAAGGACGACGACGACGACGACGACGGGGAUAAGGACAGCGACAGCUCCGGUACCAAAUCUGCUUCGAGCGCCGAUUCUACCAACACCGACAACGCUGCUCCUACAGUGGCCCAUCUGUCCAUUAGCAAGAUGGGUCUCGCUAUUGGCGCCUUGCUGUUAUCCUCUCUUACUCUGGGAGCUUUCCAGAUUUGA
This is a messenger RNA of Fusarium falciforme, 531 nucleotides long. RefSeq lists its product as hypothetical. The transcript has a single exon. Bases 1 to 531 code for a protein of 176 amino acids. Lineage: Eukaryota; Fungi; Ascomycota; Sordariomycetes; Hypocreales; Nectriaceae. The record is from RefSeq and is a predicted model, not a curated record.